UCAGUAGUUCAGUUUUUGCACGACGUUCGAAGUAUGAACUUAACCUAAAACAGUUUAAUAACAAUUUUGUAACUUUUCUUGAAUAUUUAUUACUGUGUUAUUCCAGAACUUUUCAUCUACUUGAAAAAAACGGAAAUAAUCAUUCACCAAGGUGUUAAAGUUAUAAUUAUUAUAAUCAUCGUAAAUACGCUGUCAAAAGUGGAAUAUGAAGAUCUUUUUUUGAAGAGGGUAAUUUUGUAAUCAAUUGGCUUUAUUCCAAAAGAUUAUCAUUUAUCGACUCGUUGUGUACAAGAGAACAACAUGCAAAUUAUAAGAGCUUUUGUAUUUGGUGUUUUAACGUUUUUGAACGUUUUGAUGACGGCAGAAAGCGAUGUAAAAUUGACGAUAAAUGAUGGAGCUUCAUCAGCUGAACUAAUAGGCGGUGAUAUAUUUUUCGAAAUAAUCGAACCUGAAGAAUUAAGUUUUACCUAUCGAGCUAAGCCGGCUAAGGAUUUUGGUGUUACGUUUAAUGAUACAUUUUACCAGAGUGGCGUUCCACUAGUUCCUAUUGAACCAAGUGACGGAUGCAGUUAUCCAAAAAAUGCUGAAGAUCUAGAAGGCAACAUUGCUCUUGUCGAAAGAGGAAAAUGCUCGUUCCUAAGUAAGACAAUGCGGGCUCAAGAGGCUGGGGCUAUCGGUGCUAUAAUAACUGACGAUGACGAAACGGAUGACUCAUACUACAUAGAAAUGAUUGACGACAACACCAACAGAAAUCCUCAAAUACCUGCUGCUUUUCUUCUGGGUAUUAAUGGGUAAUAAAACACUCUCAUUA
Nilaparvata lugens (brown planthopper) is the source of this 811-nucleotide messenger RNA. RefSeq names its product PRADC1-like protein. The coding region runs from base 301 to 795 and encodes 164 amino acids. The record is from RefSeq and is a predicted model, not a curated record. The transcript has 4 exons. Lineage: Eukaryota; Metazoa; Arthropoda; Insecta; Hemiptera; Delphacidae.